AUGGUGUCUGAACUCCGUGGAAAGGCCUUGAUUGCCGUUAUCCUGGCUGCUUCUGGACUGGAUUUUCUGUUGUUUGGAUAUGACCAAGGACUCUUCGGUGGCAUCUUAGGAGGCUCUCGCUUCAAGGCAAUGCUCGGCGAGCCUGGGCCCACCAUGACUGGUCUUGUCACUGGAAUGUACGACAUUGGAUGCGCUAUCGGUGCUGUCGCUGCUUUCGUCUGGGGUGAGAAUCUCGGUCGGAAGAAGUCUAUCAUUCUCGCGAACGUCAUCGUCAUCGUUGGAGCUGCUAUUCAGACGGCUUGCUAUUCGUACGCACAGAUGGCUGUGGCUCGAGUCAUCGCUGGCGUUGGAGUUGGUCUCUCCACGGUCUCAGUGCCAAUUUUGCAGUCCGAGACGUUGCCAUCCCACAAUCGCGGGGCCCUGCUGGUCGUCCAGUCGGCCCUGAUCAUCAUCGGCGUCGCCAUCGCAUCCUGGCUCUGCUUCGCCACACUCUACGCCAACUCCUCCUUACAAUGGAGAUUCCCGAUUGCCUGCCAGAUUGUCUUCUCGAUGCUCGUCCUUUGCUGCUGCCCCUUCUUACCCGAGACACCUCGCUGGCUAGCUAAGCAUGGUCGAGAUGACGAAGCUCGCCACACUAUAACACGUCUCCUGAACAAGUCGGAGGAUGACCCAGAAGUUAAAGGCCAACUCAAUGAGAUCUUGGAGACGAUCGCAGCAGAGAGCGGAGAUGGCGAGCCGACAUGGUCAGAAGUCUUUAGCAAUGCGACCAAGUCCCGGAAUCUGCAGCGUGUGUUGCUGGGUAUGGGACCUUACAUGAUGAAUCAAUGGUCCGGAAUCAACGCCCUCUGCUACUACCUGGCCUACAUCCUCGAAACCUACCUGAACUUCUCCUCAUCCAUGUCUCUCAUCCUCGCUUCAGUAGCGUUCACUCAAUACGCCGUAUUUUCCUGGCCGCCGUAUUUCUACAUCGACCGGAUCGGACGACGCUGGACAGUGAUCUACUCGUCUAUUGGCUGUGCUGUCUGCAUGGCCGUUAUAGCCGGAUGUCUGCUUAGCAGCUCUUACAGCACAGCCGCCGUAGCGGUCGCCUUCAUGUUCCUGUAUCUGGACUGCUUCACGCUAGGGAUCUUGCCGGUGAGCUGGAGCUACAGUGCUGAGAUACAGCCAUUGAGAGUCAGGAAUAAGGCAACUGCGGUGGGAGUUUUCAGCCACUGGAUGAGCAACUUCGUCGUCGUCAUGGUCACCCCCAUCGGUCUUGACAACAUCUCCGGAAACUACUUCUGGAUCUGGGCGAUUGUCUGUGCCUCUUUCGUGCCAUUGACAUACUUCUUCGGCGUAGAAACGAGCGGGAGGACGUUGGAGCAGAUUGAUAGUAUGUUCUUCGAGGAGCCCAGGGUGUGUAUGGGCCUUAGUAAGAACCAUACCAAAGUGAUCCGGGCUACUGCUGCGGACGAGGAGAAUCGUUAUAAGGCUUUUGCAAAGUUGGAUGAAAAGGAGGCCGUUGAGAAGAUUGAGGAGGUCGAAGCCAAGAGCUGA
Messenger RNA from Fulvia fulva, 1536 nucleotides. Its product is annotated as MFS-type transporter oryC. Gene Ontology annotation, cellular component: membrane. NCBI's taxonomy places the organism in Eukaryota, Fungi, Ascomycota, Dothideomycetes, Mycosphaerellales, Mycosphaerellaceae. The record is from RefSeq and is a predicted model, not a curated record. Gene Ontology annotation, molecular function: carbohydrate:proton symporter activity. Bases 1 to 1536 code for a protein of 511 amino acids. Gene Ontology annotation, biological process: transmembrane transport; carbohydrate transport. The transcript has 3 exons.